Rattus rattus (black rat) is the source of this 11030-nucleotide messenger RNA. It is a transcript of the gene Pdzd2, whose product is annotated as PDZ domain containing 2. Lineage: Eukaryota; Metazoa; Chordata; Mammalia; Rodentia; Muridae. The coding region runs from base 155 to 8584 and encodes 2809 amino acids. The record is from RefSeq and is a predicted model, not a curated record. The transcript is spliced from 24 exons. Gene Ontology annotation, molecular function: protein binding.
UCACAAGAGGCAUCCCUGAAGCUCCUCUGCUGGCCUGAACAUGAACAUAGGCAAAGCUGAUGAUUGGGAGCCUUCCCAAGGGACGUGGGUCCCCACGGGGUCCAGUCUCCUGAAGCAGAACCUCUCAUGAUGCUGGUGUCUGGGAGUGAGCACCAUGCCCAUCACCCAGGACAAUGCCUUGCUGCACCUGCCCCUCCUCUACGAGUGGCUGCAGAACAGCCUGAGGGAGGGUGGGGACAGUCCGGAGCAGCGGCUCUGCCAGGCGGCCAUCCAGAAGCUGCAGGAGUACAUCCAACUGAACUUGGCUGUGGAUGAGGGUACAGUUCCCCCUGAUCACAGUCCCCCAGAGAUGGAGAUCUGUACGGUGUAUCUCACCAAGCAGCUGGGGGACACUGAGACUGUGGGGCUCAGUUUUGGCAACAUCCCUGUUUUCGGGGACUACGGCGAAAAGCGUCGAGGGGGUAAGAAGAGGAAAACCCACCAGGGGCCAGUGCUGGACGUGGGCUGCAUCUGGGUGACAGAGCUGAGGAAGAACAGCCCAGCGGGGAAGAGCGGAAAAGUUCGGCUCCGGGAUGAGAUCCUUUCCCUGAAUGGACAGCUGAUGGUCGGAGUUGAUGUCACUGGGGCCAGUUACCUCGCUGAGCAGUGCUGGAAUGGCGGCUUCAUCUACCUGAUCAUGCUGCGGCGCUUCAAGCAGAAAGCCCACGUGACUUACAAUGGCAACAGCGGCAACAGCUCAGAACCCGGAGAGACACCGACCUUGGAGCUGGGCGACCAGACUUCAAAAAAGGGAAAAAGAACAAGAAAGUUUGGGGUCAUUUCCAGACCCUCUAUCAGCAAGACCCCUGAAGACUCCAAGAGCAGCAGUGGCUGUGACACAGUCGAUGAUCCCAAUUCGGAGUUGGAGAACGGCGCAGACCCCGAACUUGGAAAUGGCCAUGCCUUUGAGCUAGAAAAUGGCCCGCAUUCUCUCAAGGAUGUGGCUGGACCCCAUCUGGAGAGGUCAGAAGCGGACAGUGAGGUAGAGCUCAGAGUUCCAAAGACAGAAGCCCCUCUGAGUGACAGCAAUGACAAACGCCGCUUCUCAAAAACUGGGAAGACCGACUUCCAGUCCAGUGACUGUCUGGCGCGGGAGGAAGUUGGCCGGAUAUGGAAGAUGGAGCUGCUCAAAGAAUCAGAUGGGCUGGGAAUUCAGGUUAGUGGAGGCCGAGGAUCAAAGCGCUCACCUCACGCUAUCGUUGUCACCCAAGUGAAGGAAGGAGGUGCCGCUCACAGGGAUGGCAGGCUGUCCUUAGGAGACGAACUGCUGGUGAUCAAUGGUCACUUACUGGUCGGGCUGUCCCACGAGGAAGCUGUGGCCAUUCUGCGCUCAGCCACUGGGAUGGUACAGCUGGUAGUGGCCAGCAAGGAGAGCUCAGCGGAGGACCUUCUGAAGUUAACGUCGAAGAGCUUACCUGACCUGACUAGUUCAGUGGAGGACAUGUCCUCCUGGACGGACAAUGAAGACCAGGAGGCAGCCGGGGAAGAUGAAGAGGGGUCGGGCUCAGCUGCUGUCCGGGUCACGAUGCCCGGGUCAGAAGAAUCCCAGGACGUAGGCAGCUCUGAGGAAUCCAAAGGGAACUUGGAAAGUCCCAAACAGGGCAACAGUAAGACGAAACUCAAGAGCCGACUCUCAGGAGGUGUCCACCGCCUGGAGUCUGUUGAAGAAUAUAAUGAACUGAUGGUACGAAAUGGGGACCCCCGGAUCAGGAUGCUGGAGGUUUCCCGAGAUGGCCGGAAGCACUCUCUUCCGCAGCUGCUGGACUCUACUGGGACAUCACAGGAAUACCACAUCGUGAAGAAGUCUACCCGCUCCCUGAGCACCACCCACGUGGAAUCACCGUGGAGGCUCAUCCGACCCUCUGUCAUUUCCAUCAUCGGGCUAUACAAAGAGAAAGGCAAGGGCCUUGGCUUUAGCAUUGCUGGAGGGCGAGACUGCAUUCGAGGCCAGAUGGGAAUUUUUGUCAAGACCAUUUUCCCAAACGGAUCAGCCGCAGAGGACGGCAGGCUCAAAGAAGGAGAUGAAAUCCUGGAUGUAAAUGGAAUACCAAUCAAGGGCUUGACGUUUCAAGAGGCUAUUCACACCUUCAAGCAAAUCCGAAGUGGGCUGUUUGUCCUCACCGUGCGCACCAAGCUCCUGAGCCCCAGCCUCACGCCCUGCUCCACUCCCACGCACAUGAGCAGAUCGAGCUCCCCAAGCUUCAACACCAACAGUGGGGGAACCCCAGCAGGAGGAGGCCAAGAGGAAGGUGGUUCUUCAUCCCUGGGUCGGAAGGCUCCCGGGCCCAAAGACAGGAUUGUCAUGGAAGUCACACUCAACAAAGAGCCAAGAGUUGGAUUGGGCAUUGGUGCCUGCUGCUUGGCCUUGGAAAACAGCCCUCCAGGUAUAUACAUUCACAGCCUUGCCCCUGGAUCCGUGGCCAAGAUGGAGAGCAACCUGAGCCGGGGAGACCAAAUCCUGGAAGUGAAUUCUGUGAACGUGCGUCAUGCGGCUUUAAGCAAAGUGCAUGCCAUCUUAAGUAAAUGUCCCCCGGGGCCUGUUCGCCUGGUCAUCGGCCGACACCCUAAUCCAAAGGUCUCGGAGCAGGAAAUGGACGAAGUGAUAGCACGCAGCACUUACCAGGAAAGCAGAGAAGCCAACUCCUCCCCUGGCCUCGGUACCCCCUUGAAGAGCCCCUCUCUGGCCAAAAAGGACUCACUCCUCUCUGAAUCUGAGCUCUCCCAAUACUUUGUCCAUGAUGGCCAGGGCUCCCUGUCAGACUUCGUGGUGGCUGGCUCUGAGGACGAGGAUCACCCCGGAAGUGGAUAUGAGACCUCGGAGGAUGGCAGCCUGCUUCCUGUCCCCUCAGCUCACAAAGCCAGGGCCAACAGCCUUGUGACCCUUGGAAGCCAGAGGACUUCUGGGCUCUUACACAAGCAGGUGACAGUUGCCAGGCAAGCCAGUCUCCCCGGAAGCCCCCAGGUCCUCAGGAACCCUCUUCUCCGCCAGAGGAGGGUGCGUUGCUAUGACAGCAAUGGUGGCAGCGACGAUGAAGACUUCGAUGGUGAAGGGGACUGCAUCUCCCUCCCGGGAGUGCUCCCAGGUCCCGGCAGGCCUCUGGUAGAAGAUGACACUAGGCCUGCCUUGACAACCUCUUCCAAAAGUAUUGAUGUGAACAAGCAGGAGGAAAGACUCCAGAAACCACUGGUCAGCAAGGCCUGCUCCGUGCCUCUCCUCGGCAACUCGAUGGACUCAGAGCACAGCAUCCUCGAUGGAACAGGGGGUACCCCUCCCAAGGUAGCCAGCCUGCCAGGUUCUGGAGAAACCCCCAAGAAUGGGCCCAGAGGCUCUGGGAGAAAGGAAAUGUCAGGGUCAAGAAGCUCACCAAAGCUGGAAUACAGAGUCCCUACAGACACCCAGAGCCCAAGGAGCCCGGAAAACCAUACCUCCCCACCACAGAAGAGUGAAAAUCUGGUGUCCAGGCACAAGCCCGUGGCCAGGAUCAGCCCACACUACAAGAGGUCUGAUGCAGAGGAGGCCCCAGGUGGAACAGCCAAUGGACCGUGUGCUCAAGACUUGAAAGUCCAGGCGUCUCCCGUGAAAGAUCCUGUCACUGGCCGUCAGCCAGGUGGAACCACAGAGAAGGAACUUCGGGGAAAUCCCACCCCGGGGGACAGCUCUGUCCCCACCAACUGUGGACCAGCCAGUACCCCAUGCUACCCAAACACUGGACUCCCCACAGAGAACCCGCAGGGAGCUGCACCAGAGUGCGGGCCACACCCUGGGACUGGAUGGGACGGGUCCUCAGAGCAUCUCCGUUCCCCAGGGAAGAGCUGGGAGGUUCAUCCUGACCCCAGCGAGACUCCUACAGUCACCGAGCAAGUCCGCCAGCCUGAGCGCCUCAGCCAGCCAGUGUCUCCCAGAACCGCAGAGCCUGAGUCCCAGGGCAUAUCUAAAAUGAAGCCACCCAGCCAGAGAAGUGUGUCUCCCAGGGAGAAGGCCUCCACUCCUCCCAACUCCAGCAGGGCUUGGGCCGCUCCUGGGGACAGCUCUCCCAGCGCUAGGAGAGUAGCUGUCCCCAUGAGCACAGGAGCAGCAUCAGCUACUGCCAUCCCACAGGCCUCCCUUGUGUCCCAGGAAAGGAGCGGAGGCCCCUCAGGUCCCAGCAAGGGCCUGGGAACUAAAGAACUCUGCAUACCUAACAGCUUGACGGACGGUGCUCUGCUCGAAGACACGGCUCCUGCAUCUGGAAAGAUGUCACACGCCAGCAGCCCCUCUGGGCCAGUGGCUACUGACAGGACCCUGUCAGGAAGCCCAGAGAACCCCGUGACAGACAUCGACAACUUCAUCGAGGAGGCGUCUGAGGCCAGGCUUCCUCAGGCUCCCCAGAGAGCAGACUGCAGGGCUCACGGGGACACUUCUGAAAGUCAGCCACCAGGUGGCGCUGGGAGCAGCAGUUCCCACCGUGCUCAGAUGGUCAGGAGUGACCAGACAUCCUCCCCAAGGAAGACUGGAGGCCCAGGCUCGCCCCCACCCCAGCAGUGGGCCCUCCAGCCUUCCGUCCUGGAUUCCAUCCAUCCUGACAAACAUUUGGCUGUGAACAAAAACUUCUUGAACAACUACUCUAGAAAUUUUAGCAAUUUCCACGAAGACAGUAUUUCCCUUUCAGGCCCGGGCGGCAGUUCAGAGCCGUCGCCCUCAUCCAUGUAUGGUAAUGCUGAAGACUCAUCGUCAGACCCUGAGUCUCUUGCUGAAGACCCAGGAGCAGCUGCCAGGAACAACUGGUCACCUCCUCCGUCUCCUGAGUCCUCCCCUAAGGAAGGUAGCAGCGAGUCUGAGGACGAGCGAAUAGAAAUCUGUGCCACAGGUGGCUGCCCUGAGGCCCCAGUGACUGCCCCUCCUCCUACCCAGGUUGCACUCUGCCCAGUUCUGCCAGUGCAGCAGAGGGCGGUGUGCGAGCCAGUAGGGGACAUCUGUGAGAGAGCCUGCUUCGUGCCAGGAGCCGCACGCACUUCCAUCCCGGACUCUUCUCAGCCAUUUUCCUUCCUGGAUGUAAGCUCUGAGGAGCCGGAGACAUGGGCCAGCAUCAAUGCUUCACAGAACCACAUGCCCGUGUGCACAGCAGGAAUCAUGGACGUCACUGGCACAAGCUCAAACAUGGGAGACAGCCAGUCUUCCCAAAUGACCAGACCUUGUCGAAACGCACCAUUCGUGCUUGGGAACCCAGAUAUGGUAAAUGGUUUGGGACGUGACCUGCUGGAUGAGGGAACCCCAAAGGAAGGAGCAGCUGCUGCGAGUGUGAUGCGCAGUGUGUUUGCCCUGGGGGCCGAGGGCCCUAAGAACGGAGAGGCGGUCUUGGCAGAUCUACACAUUGCCGAGCGCGGCAACCUGGAUGACUUGCUACAGAAACCAAAAACAAUCUCCAGGAGGCCUAUCCUGUCCUGGUUUAAAGAAAUAAAUAAGGACAGCCAAGGCCCACAUUUGCGGAGCACAUCUGAGAAGGAACAGUCCUCGAUGCUGGCUCUGGGUCCUGGCUGGAAAGCUAACAUGGUGAACACCAGCCACAGAAAGGGGGUGACUGUGCCUAAGAGUCCUCCUUCAUGGCAGAAGAGUCAGGAAAAUAAAGACCUGCCCCCCAAAAGUCCAGUGGAAACACUAGGUAACUGUCAGAAAGCCAAGUGCAGCCCUAAACUGAAGAGACUGAACAGCAAAGGCAAAGCCAGUCCUGAGGUACCCGUGGCCAUUUCCACUAAGGGCAGCAGGAACGACCACAGGAAGACCUUGCCUUCACCCCAGGCCUCCCAUAAAAUGUUUUCUAAGGCAGUGUCACACAGGCUCCACAUAGCUGACCAGGAAGAACCUAAGAACACUGCUGGGGACACCUCCAAGCCACCCCCGGCUGCCUCAGGGUCGCUGAGGACCUCCGCAUCCGACACAAGCAUUAGAACCUUUACCUCGCCCCUGACCUCCCCCAAGCUUCUCCCUGAGCAGGGUGCAAACAGUAGGUUCCACAUGGCUGUCUACUUGGAAUCUGACACGAGCUGUCCAACCACCUCCAGGUCCCCUAGGAGUGGACCGGAGGGCAAGGCGCCCCAUGCUAACUCUGGGUCAGCGAGUCCCUCAGCAUCGAGGGCCAGCCUAGCCUUGGCAGGGAUCAGGCAGAGCAAGCAGUUCACACCAGGCCGAGCAGACUUGUUAGUAUCAGAAGCAACCCAGCCCCAGGGCAUCCGUGAGAAAGGAGCUGAAAAAAAGGUUAGUGAUCCUCCACAAAGGACAAACCAGCUAAAAAUAGUUGAGAUUUCUUCUGAAAGAAUGCCAAAGAAUGCAUGUGGUGACAGGCCACCUGAAAGUGACAGAAAGGGAGGGUUCUUGACCCAGAACAACUGUCAGGAGAAGAGUGCAAUCAGACUCCGGCAGUCAGAGGAAUCGUCCCCAAAGCAUACACCCUUCCCUCCCUCUCAGGCCUCCCAAGUGGAACGGGAAAUGCGCUGGUCUUUCAGCAUGGCCAAACCGGCCACCUCUUCCUCCUCCUCCCUGCAGCUGCCUGCCAAAAUGCCAGACUCCUCCCAGGGCAAAUCAAGCCAAAUGCCAGCCUCCGUUGGGGUGCCCAAGAAUGGUGUACCCAUAGGCCUGGCCGGAGAAGAGAGCCCCUACUUCACACCGAGGCCAGCCACCAGGACCUAUUCCAUGCCAGCCCAGUUCUCGAGCCACUUUGGACGAGAAGGUCCUUCCCCACACAGCCCAAGUCACUCGCCUCAGGACCCGCAGGUCCCUGCGAUGGGUGGUAACCUCUCUGAGAAGACAGCCAAGGGCGUGACUAAUGGACAGGGCGUAUACAGUGUGAAGCCUCUGCUGGAAACAGCGAAGAACCUGUCACCAGUGGAUGGACGGGAUGUCAGUGCAGCCCCGGAGACGAGCUGCCUCAUCCCAGACAAGGUCAAAGUCACCAGGAGACAGUACUGCUGUGAGCAGAGUUGGCCCCAUGAAUCUACCUCGUUUUUCUCUGUGAAGCAGAGAAUCAAGUCUUUUGAGAACUUGGCCAAUUCUGACCGGCCCACGGCCAAGUGUGCCACAUCCCCGUUCUUAUCCGUAAGCUCCAAGCCUCCCAUUAACAGACGGUCGUCUGGCAGCAUCCCUUCAGGGAGCCCCAGCGAUAUGACCUCGAGGUCGCUGAGGCGCAGCUUGAGUUCCUGCAGUGAAAGCCAGAGUGAGGCCAGCAGCCUUCUCCCACAGAUGACGAAGUCCCCCUCCAGCAUGACGCUGACUGUCUCCAGGCAGAAUCCACCAGACACUAGUAACAAGGGCCCCAGUCCAGACCCAAAGAAAUCACUUGUCCCUGUGGGAAUUCCCACCUCCACAGUGAGCCCAGCCUCACCCAGCAAGAGGAACAAGUCCUCUGUGCGCCAUGCCCAGCCCUCUCCAGUGUCCCGAUCCAAGCUCCAGGAGCUGAGAACCUUAAGCAUGCCAGACCUGGACAAGCUGUGUAGUGGUGAGGAUGACUCUGCCAGCCCAGGGGCUGUGCUCUUUAAAACCCAGCUGGAGAUCACCCCCAGAAGGUCGAAAGGCUCCCAGGCUACUUCUCCAGCUGGCUCCCCGGCUAGAGGCCAUGCAGAUUUCAAUGGUUCAACCUUCCUUUCAUGUCCUGUGAAUGGUGGGACCAGAGCCUACACAAAAGAAAACAGCCCUCCAGCCAGGGAGCCUGCCAUAGCCACUGGAUCCAGGGAAGAGGGUGAAUCUGUGUGGGCCACGCCUUCUGGGAAAAGCUGGUCGGUGAGUUUGGAUCGACUCCUUGCCUCAGUGGGGAACCAGCAGAGAUUGCAGGCCAUUUUAUCAUUAGUGGGGUCUAAAUCCCCCAUCCUCACGCUCAUUCAGGAAGCGAAGGCGCAAUCAGAGACUAAAGAAGAUAUCUGCUUCAUAGUCUUGAAUAAAAAAGAAGGCUCGGGUCUGGGAUUCAGUGUGGCAGGAGGGGCCGACGUGGAGCCAAAAUCAGUCAUGGUCCACAGGGUGUUUUCUCAGGGUGUGGCUUCUCAGGAAGGGACUGUGAGCCGAGGGGACUUCCUUCUCUCCGUCAAUGGCACCUCCUUAGCUGGCUUAGCCCACAGUGAGGUCACGAAGGUUCUGCACCAGGCAGAGCUGCACAAACACGCCCUCAUGAUUAUCAAGAAAGGGAAUGACCAGCCCGGGCCCUCCUUCAAGCAGGAGCCUCCCUCAGCCAAUGGGAAAGGCCCUUUCCCCAGAAGGACCUUGCCGCUGGAGCCUGGAGCUGGGAGAAACGGAGCUGCUCACGAUGCGCUGUGUGUUGAAGUGCUGAAAACCUCUGCUGGGCUGGGAUUGAGUCUGGAUGGAGGAAAAUCGUCUGUAUCCGGAGAUGGGCCACUGGUGAUUAAAAAGGUGUACAAAGGCGGUGCGGCCGAACGAGCUGGAACAAUAGAAGCGGGUGAUGAGAUCCUAGCCAUUAAUGGGAAGCCCUUGGUCGGACUGGUGCACUUCGAUGCCUGGAACAUCAUGAAGUCUGUUCCAGAAGGGCCCGUGCAGCUAGUGAUCAGAAAGCACAGGGAUUCGUGAAUUUUUCACAGGGAUCUCCUUCCCUAGAUUUACUUCUUUACCAGAACGACUUCUCUAAACGAUGGGUUCUUAAAUCAACAAACAGCUUAGACAGAUUCCAUGAUUGUACUUUUACAAUGAAGCCCAAACUCUGGAAACCACCUACCUGGACCGUCAGGGCUGGGAGGGCAUCAUUUCAUUCAGUGCCUCGGAUCAAGAGCGGACGUGCUCUUCAUCUGGAACACCUAGCUGCACCCUCACCUCCCUCCUGCCACCUCUCCCAGCAUCAGUCCUGGUGAGUAGGGACCAGAGGAUAACACAAAUGCCCCAGCGAAAAUGAUAUAUGUAUGUAGAUUUAUAUAAUUUUGUAAGUAAAUGACAGUGCUUUUAGGUACAUGCAGUGGAAGGCAGAGCUACGUAUGUUACCUUGAAAAGGAAAAUGAGACGUAAAGAAAAUGAAUUUAUGACCUAAUUGUUAGGCAGAGCUCAGGAAUCACCCAACAGUGAAAAAGAAAAAGUGCUAUUUUUUAAUGAACGUAAUGUAUGAUACGAACUAGGAAGUUCUGAUGGUUUUCUGUUUCAGAGUGUAAGUCAUAAGGCUGUUCCAGAGCGACAGUUCUGACGAGUUGCAAUAAGUCGCUGGGAGCUUCCCUUCCUGGGAGGAAGUUCUAGCCUGAAAGCACCUUGCAUCUAGUUUUCAAACUUGAGUACAUGGUCGAAUUCAAGGCUGAUCAACACAAAAGCAGGCAAAGUUGUCAGCGUGUUUCUGUUUCCACACACAUACAUGCACCACCACCACUACCACCACCACCACCACCACCACCACCACCACCACUACCACCGGAAAGGAAUUUGAGAGUUCAAUCCUUCGACUUGCAAACAUAGGCAUUCUGUGGUCCAGACUGAGGAGCCUCUGAGCAUCCUCCUCGGGGAAAUUUUCUUGUUAGCUUUUCUCCUUUCCCCUCCAGACCUAAAGAAGCUGGACUACAGUCCAGCUCUCUUCCCUGACAGAGAUCUGCGGUGGUUCAACUUCUUGCUAUUUUGGUUUUUCCUGUUUUGCAAACUCUUCCUCUUCUAAAACUAGGGUCCCACAGAUCAUUCUGACUCAAGCUGCUUGUAAAACUCCUCCGGCUUGGCUGCCGUGAACUUCUUCGAAGCCCUUCCUCCCCACAAGCUGGCUUUUCCUCCCUUUGCACUGACCAUCAUUUUCUUAAAUCCCAAAGCCUCGCCAGCUUCCUUUACCAAACAAGGAAAAUGGAAAAACAGGGUGAGUCAUUCUCAAGGAAAAGGACUGCACAGUGUUCACCACCCUCUCCUCAGGUGGUGCCACCCAGUGCUGGGUCCUGGGGUCUUGGGUGGAAACCUCGUUUUCAAACCACGCAUGCGCAAUGCUAUGGUUUCGCCGAUCUGGUUAACAGCUGGGUCUAGGGGAAAGACGGCUGAGGUGCUUGAGCUGCUGUUGCCUUCGUACAUCAUCAUCUGAGCCCGAUCCUGCUGGCCGCCUGCAGAGGACCCAAGAGAGGGCCCGUAGGCGGACGCUAUAUACCUGGCUCAUUUUCAACAGGUCUCACAGAGAAAACUACAGUCCAGGAGUUAGCUAGGAAAACUGGCUUAGCAUCUACUUUUCCUUACAGUUACAAGUAGGAUACUCUUAAGACGUCAGUGCAAGGUGCAUGCUAGGUUGUCGUUUAAGUCUCAAGGGUCAGUUUUCUGCUUUCUUACUUGAAUGAUAAUUUUAAGUCAGCACGGAAAACCAUUUUUUUCUUUCCUUUUUGUUUGCCUCUACUCCUUUACAGUCAUGCCUAUUAAGUCCUUUGUGAACAGACAGGACUUCCGGGAGCAAUGGCCUCUUUCCAAGUGUCCCCAGAGCUCCUAUCUGAAGAGUACACGGAGGACUUACUAUACCAUGUUAAGUCAUCAAGCAUUUGGCCUGGAUCUUUUCCAGGUCUCCCCAGCUAACUGGGAAUGUAAGGGAAGAAGCAAGAGCUAGCCCUGUCUCUGACCCUGAGAUAGAAAGCUAUUUAUUUGUGUUCAGUGUUCAAGGCAUGACUAGUAUUGCUGAUUAGUCUAAUAAAUCCCCACACUUCCUGCAGUGAACACUAAUGGUAUUGUUCUAACCCUUUUUCUUUCUUUGUAUGUGGUCAGUCAUUCACAGUAAGCUAUGAGGUAAAAUGUGUUAUACAAAUCGUAGUUGUAAGACAAUAUCGUGAAGGCUCACGUAGGCUGGGUUUCAUUCCCACCCUCCCACACAUAUCGCAUUACAUUGUAGGGUUGACUUUAAUUGGCACCACACUUGUACAUUAUACAUUAUUUAUGUAAGAUAAAAUGCCUUAUAUAUUAAAGAGUAAGUGCAAUAAAUAUGAAAUGGCCUGUACAUUUUAAAAAUGUUGCCAAGUUAUGUAAAUCCACCUCUCUGUAAACAAUUUUUUAAAUAAUUUUCAAAAAAUAAACACUGCUUACUACUUGG